Molecule: messenger RNA, 1170 nt
Organism: Schizophyllum commune H4-8
Lineage: Eukaryota; Fungi; Basidiomycota; Agaricomycetes; Agaricales; Schizophyllaceae
Exons: 1
Coding region: 320-697 (125 amino acids)
Source: RefSeq, a predicted model, not a curated record
UGAGUUUGGCAGUAGUUCCAAGGGCCAUAAUAAUUUGCAAGGCGAGUAUCUACUACAUGAUAGAGGCCAGUACAGUAGCCAUGUCACCAAUCUACAGCCAAAACGCAAGGCCGCGAAGGACCUGAAAAGGUUCCAAAGAUUUACCCGUCUUAGAGAGGAGGAAGCACGACUCGCGUCGCGCGCCACCUCAAUUGACGAUCUGUCCACCCAUCGCAUGCCACCACCAGCACAGACGACAUCCCUCAGGAUUGCGAAAUAUGCGCCCGAACUCGGUACCAACAUAUGCGCAACCCAUCACCGGGUUCAGAAGGGCUAAGUGAUGACACCGACAGGCCCGAAGCUGGCAGGUCUCGCCGGGCGCUGGGGAGGCCGCCUACCCGACGACCGCGCCAACGCCGGCAGUGGCGACCCGCCCGCCACGCAGCGCCGCUGGGUCGUCCUAUUAAAACUCAAAAACCGGCACGCUUCGCGAAUGCAUACACGAGGCAGCUUGCAAUGCCUGGCGGUCGCCCGUGCGGUGGGUGGCCCCUCAAGGGCCACAGUGGGGGGUGGGGUGUAUGCAUUCGUGCCUUUAGGACCAGCCUGGCGCGUCGUGGCGAUCGGUUGGACGAGAUGGUCGGACGGGCGAGGGGAGUGUAAGGGUCGCCGGCCCCUCGUGCGGCGGGCGAGGGAGAGCAUGGGUGCAUCCGCUCGGUGAGGUCGAUGGCGACCCCACUUACUAGGACGCGGUCACGCUCGCCACAACACGCGCCACGAACGCCGCGUGGCGAUCGCCGCCUCCGCGAUCCGCCACAAUGUGGGCGGACCGCGACGAAGGCAGCACGCCAACGGCUGAGAACAGAUGAGCGACGCGUCCUUGGCCACCGUCGACCUCGGGGGGAAGGUCGAGCGGCAGCGUCGUCGACGCCGCGCACCUGCGCUCCGAUCGCCCCGCCGAUCACCAACGCCGGUGGCCGCCCGAGAUCCCUCAAGGCUGCUUGUGGCAACAGAGUCACCGCACGCAGACUAUCACUGAGAUCCUGAGGGCUAGCGACGCCAGCAACCGGACUGACGCUACAGAUCUCACCGCCACCAACGAGGCCAUCGACCCGACGACCCCGACAGCGACGGCGACCUGCCCGCCACAAACACCGUGCUCGCCCUGCUCUCAGCCAGAGAUCGCGCGUAGCC